GCAUUUCUCCAUGGGUCCUGCCGAACAGUGCAGUCACAUUUCUGAACACAGCUGUGAUCAGCGGUUGGAGAAACCAUGAUCCCCACCCUCACAGCCCUGUUCAGCCUGGGUGAGAGGGGAAGAUGGGAGGGGACACCAGGUCUGGAGAGACCUGUCCCUAUGGUCAGGAUCUGGUCCCUCAGAGACCCACAGCUCAGGAGGCUCCAGGGAGCAGAGGAUCUGCUCAGGCUCCAGGGCAAACCUCUCACAGGGACCUCUUUUCCAGGGCUGAGUCUGGGCCCCAGGACCCCAGGGCAGUCAGAGACCUUCACCAAACCCUGUCUCCAGGCUGAGCCAGCAUCUGUGAUACCACAGGGGAAACCUGUGACCCUCUGGUGUCAGUGGACUCUGGGGGCCCAGGAAUAUGGUCUGUACAAAAAUGGAAGCCAAGAGUCCUGGACAAAUCAAACAUCACCAGAACUCAAGAAUAUAGUCAAUUUCCCCAUCCCAUCCAUGACAGAGAAUGAUGCAGGACAAUAUCGCUGCUACUACCGAACACUAUCGGGGUACUCACAGCACAGUGAUGCCCUUGAAUUAGUGGUGACAGGAGUCUACAGCAAACCCAGCCUCUCAGCCCUGCCCAGCCCUGUGGUGACCUCAGGACAGAAUUUGACCCUGAAGUGUGGCUCACAUCUGGGAUUUGACAGGUUCAUUCUGACUAAGGAAAGAGACAAGCUCUCCUGGAACUUGAGCACGAGUUCCCUGUUCCCUGUGGGCCCUGUGACCCCCAAACACAGGUGGAGGUUCAGAUGCUAUGGCUGCUAUUGGAACAAAUCCCAUGUGUGGUCAGAGCCCAGUGACCCCCUCGAGCUCCUUGUUUCAGGGACCCUCCCCAAGCCCACCUUGUGGGCAGAACCACGCUCUGUGAUCCACCAAGGGGAGACUGUGACCCUCUGGUGUGAGGGGACCUUGGAGGCUCAGGAGUACCAUCUGGAUAAAGAGGGAAGCCGAGUGCCCUGGGACACACAGAUCUCAGUCAAGCCCAUAAAGAAGGCCAAAUUCUCCAUCUCAUCCAUGACAAUAAACAAUGCAGGGCAGUAUUGCUGUUACUAUAGGAGAAAUGGUACCUGGUCACAGUCUAGUGAUGCCCUGGAGCUGGUGGUGACAGGAGUAUAUAGCAAGCCCAGCCUCUCAGCACUGCCCAGCCAUGUGGUGACCACAGGAGGGAACGUCACCCUCCAGUGUGGCUCACAGAAGCAAUUUGACAGGUUCAUUUUGACUAAGGAUGGAGAACAUGAGCUCUCCUUGGUCCUGGACUCACAGCAUCAUCCCCAUGGGCAGGUCCAGGCCCUGUUCUCUGUGGGCCCUGUAACCCCUGGUCAUAAUUGGACAUUCACCUGCUACGGCUAUUACAGGAGCAAAGCCCAGGCAUGGUCAGAGCCCAGUGACUCCUUGGAGCUCCUAAUCUCAGGACCGGGAAGGCACCUGAAGGUUCUGAUCGGGGUCUCGGUGGCCUUUGUCCUGCUGCUGCUGCUCCUCCUCUUCCUCCUUGUCCUCCGACACUGGCAUCAGGGCAAAAGCAGGAAGGCAGAUGCUACCGUGAAGGACACAGAGCCUGAGAAUGGGGUGGAACUAGAAGCCCAGGCUGCUGCCCGUGAGGGUACCCAGUAUGUGAACUAUGCCGAGCUGAGCAACUUGAUGCUCAGACAGGGGACAGCUACACCUCCUUCCAUCCAGGACGGGGCCCUCCAAGAGGUGUCCACUCUGUAUGCUACCCUAAUACCCACUGGUGCAGGAUCCAUCCCAAAAGACACUAAGUGAUGCCUCAGCCAGGGACAGAGACCUCCAGAGAUUCUGGGACCUUAGGCUCACCUGACCCUACAGUCUGAGAUACCUCACAUCUCUCUGUGUUGGAAAUGAAAUGAGAGAUUCUUUAAUAAUCCCUGAGUGAAUGAGAAAUGAAAUAAUGGGAGAGGAUGUCUGAGAUGAAUGAUAAUGUUAAUGACAGCGUGAUGCCACACAGACAGGAGAGAAUUAAGAACCACCUAUGACUGUAGCAGAUGACACUCCCUAAAACUGGAUGGAUACAAAACUUUUGUAACUGUGCGAUGUUUCCAGGCCCACUGUGUCAGGGUUCAGUCUCACUCAGCUAGCUACAAAACUUUUAGUUAAAAAAAUGUAAAAUUGAUCUAAGUGGGGAUAAAAGUAAUAGAUUAGAUCUUCCUGGGGAGAGCUGGAACAGAUUUCAACAUGAAGAAAGAGCAGACAGUGUGAGAGAUACUCUUUAAAAAAAAAUAGUAGUUCAAAAUUAUGAACAAUUUUUCCAACAUAUUAGAGGAUGUGCAGGAUCUCCAAGUCCACAAUGUGCUAUGUGGAGGUAAAUAUAAACAGAAAAUCUGAAUCCUUACAGAUACAUUAAACCCUUUGACUGUAUUUUUAGAAUUUCUCAGUGAAAGUUCUAGUUCAGAAAGCUUCACUGGAAAUUUCUCACUCAUUGCACACUUAUGACACAGACAUAAACUCUAGGCUUAAAAAUUCUUCUCUCAGGUACAGAAAGAGAAAACACAAUCCUACACAUUCCAUCCAGCCAGAAAAACUCUCAUGCCAAACCUCAACAAGGAAUCCACUAAACUGGGGUGGAUCACAGGAGCCUCAAAUCCCAUUGACUUAUGUGUGACUUCCUAAAAAGAAAUCAAACUGCAGCAAAUUGGGAAGCAGAGGCAUGAGGAUCACAAGUCUGAUGCCAGUCUAGGCUACCUGGGGAUGCUGUUCCAGAAUAAAAUAAAAGUCCUGGGAAUGUAGCUCAGUGCUGUUCCCUUAGUUCAAACAGCAGUGAUGCACAAGAAAAAAUUUAAAGGUUCAGAGAUCCAGCUAAGUCUCAACUUACUAAUGAGUUGUGUUCUUGGGGAAUGUUUGUAAAUCGGAUUCUUUGUAAUAUGACAAAGGAUGUCUUACACAGCACACCUGUGAAAGUUCUCCACGUGAAUAUUCUUAAAACAGAGACUUAGUGCAUAUAUAAAAGACAACACAUAAUCACCACGCUAGGAUUGAUUGUUUGUUUGGACCAGCUUGGGUUGGGUUAGGAAGGCUAGAGCAGCUUAAAAUGUAAAAAUUCAAUAAACACAGUUAGAUACAUUAGGAGAUUGCAUCAGUGUCGUCACAUCCAUGGAUGCAGGCAAGCCUUUCAGGACAUGAGGCCUACCCAUGAUGGUGAGAAGAAAAACUCAUGAGAAUGAAAAGGAAUUUGCUGUCAUUCACAGGAGCAUAUGUACCAUCUCCCGGACCAGUGUUUUUCAAUGUGAGAACUUAAAGCCUGAGCCUGGACUUGGGCCCACCCAGGGAUGGUCCUGUGAUGACUGCUAGUACUCACGGCCCCAGAGGUAGCAGUUGGCUAUGUAAACCUGGCUGAGGAGCACUGAUGGGGUAAGGGUACCAUCACAUCACUCAUAGAAGACACAAUAGUGAGCACAGGGCACCCAAAGUGAUAGAAGGAUGCUUUACUCAAGUUAGAGGAGAAUGUUUCCAAUGAAAGUGGAAUACAUGGCAAUAUACAAAAAUCAAUCACAUUGCAGAAUUUCAGCCUUAUUAUACCACGUUACUUCACAUUUUAUUUGCAUAUAUUUAUCUUCUUCUAUUUUAUGAAAAAAGCUAAAUUUCCUAAACAUAUUAUAGGAUAAUAACAUAGUACACCAUGCAUCAUUUUCUUAAAAGUGGGAGACAAGACAUCAAUCAAGAAGAUUUACAAAGAAGAAAUAAAUAAUAGCACAAAGCUUUCUAGUCAAUGACUACAAGAAACCAUUAGCAUAAAUGUAACAAACUAUCAUAUGUAUUUCUGAAAAAUGAAAUAAUUAACUUUGAAAGUAUUUAACUUCUCAUUACUUUCUAUUUAUCUGUCUUCUAUUUUGAUCUUUAUUUGUAUAUAUAUAUACUUUAUGAAUAUUUCAUAUAAAGAAGUGAUAUUUAAA
Messenger RNA from Cavia porcellus (domestic guinea pig), 3944 nucleotides. RefSeq names its product leukocyte immunoglobulin-like receptor subfamily A member 6. The transcript is spliced from 8 exons. Gene Ontology annotation, cellular component: plasma membrane. The record is from RefSeq and is a predicted model, not a curated record. Gene Ontology annotation, molecular function: inhibitory MHC class I receptor activity. NCBI's taxonomy places the organism in Eukaryota, Metazoa, Chordata, Mammalia, Rodentia, Caviidae. The coding region runs from base 76 to 1800 and encodes 574 amino acids. Gene Ontology annotation, biological process: cytokine-mediated signaling pathway.